GCAAGCUCCAUGCUCUACUAACUGAGCUACAGAGGACCACUAGCAUAGAUUGGGUCUCAUGGUGUGUGUUCCAGGCUUUGCCUUCCGUCCGUUUGAGGAGUGCUACACCUUUGUGGAGGAGUCCCAGUCAGACCCUAACCUGGUGGCUGACAAGAGUCUGAUGAUGAACCUCUACUCUGCUCUGGCUCUGUGGUAUGCCCGUCUGUGUGAGUGGGAAAAGGCCUGUUUCUUCUACACCAAGGCCUGUGGAGUGACCCGACAGGCUCCCUCAUCCAUCCACUCCAUCAACGGCGUGGUCAUGUUCCUGGAGUGUCGUGUGCUGCUGUUCAGAAAGGCCCUGGUGGAGCACAACCAACACAUCAAAGCCAUCUACCAGAGCACACAGAAGCACUUCACAGAGUUCAACCGGAAGUACUCGACCAACAAGAUGUACGCGCCCCGGGUGCUGCACCUCAGAGCUUACAUGUACGUGCUGGCGGGCCACGAGGCCCUGGCUAACGCCAUCCUCAACAAGGCUUUAAUUAUGUGUCAGCAGCACGGCAACAAGCUGGAGGAGAGCUGGAUCGCACAGAACCAGAUUUCGUGGUUCGGCGUGUUCAGGCAGAGUACCAGCAACUGGUUCGCUUCCACUUUGACCAUGCCCAGCUGGGAGGAGGCUAGGGGGAUGGACCCAGAGGAGCUGGCCCAUACCCGCUACACCCUGGUGGGUGUGGGGGGCGAGAUCUGGGCUGACAAAUCCAGCCUGCACCUCGCCCCAAAGGCAGAGGACACCCAGCUCCUCAAAGGCCAAGGAUAGGGGCCCGGUUCCUUUAUUGAGACUGUGGAGAGCACUGUAUAUGAGGCAA
Molecule: messenger RNA, 845 nt
Organism: Salvelinus sp. IW2-2015
Lineage: Eukaryota; Metazoa; Chordata; Actinopteri; Salmoniformes; Salmonidae
Source: RefSeq, a predicted model, not a curated record